AUGAAGACAAUCAAUUAUUAUCCAUCCGAUACCACAAUUGGUAGUCUUCCAUUUAGUAAUUAUAUAUCUGAAGAAAUUCGUUGUUUAAGUGUAAAAGAAUUCACAUCAUCACAAGCAAUUGAUCAUCUUGGUGCACUAGUAUCUGAUAGUCCAUAUGAUUUAGCAUUAGGAUCCUUUGAUAAAAAAAUGAUCGCAAACGAAAAAAACAAAAUUGAUAUCAAUGAUGAAUCAAUCGAUAAUGUUGAUGAUCAAGAAGAAGUGUUAAUAAAAAUGAUGUCUCGUCCAAUGUAUUUAACACCAUUAGAUUUAUUAAAACAUUUAGAAAAAAUUUCGACAAAUGAAAGAGAAGUUCUUGCAAUUUCACCUGUUCUUCCAUCAAAAUUUCGUCUCAAUCGUUCAUCUUCUUUAAUUAAUAGAUUACCUGGUACAACAAAUGAAGAAAAACUUAAUAAACUUUAG
This is a messenger RNA of Rotaria sordida, 459 nucleotides long. NCBI's taxonomy places the organism in Eukaryota, Metazoa, Rotifera, Eurotatoria, Philodinida, Philodinidae. The record is from the annotation of a GenBank genome assembly.